This is a messenger RNA of Schistosoma bovis, 480 nucleotides long. NCBI's taxonomy places the organism in Eukaryota, Metazoa, Platyhelminthes, Trematoda, Strigeidida, Schistosomatidae. The record is from the annotation of a GenBank genome assembly.
AUGUCAUCUCACUUUCAUCAGAAUGAUUUGAUGACACCUUAUCCAUUGGAAUCAAAACGUGUUUCAAGAAUAACUCUGGCUUAUUUCGAGGAUAUAAAGGGUCCUAAUUCAGGUUGUUUUAAUGAUGAAACACAAACAUAUGUUAACAAAUCUGGAACUUACACUAUAAAGAAGAAAUCAUCUUGUCAUAAAAAAAGAUCGUUGACCAAUAAACAGUUGCAAAUCAUCUUAGUUUAUGAUGAAGAUUUAGAACAGAAUCAAGCCUUUCCGAAAAUAAAGGUAAGUCUUGUUUUUGAUUAUAGUUCAGUAUUUGAUGAUGUGAUAAGUUGGCCUAUUUUGGGCGUAUUGAAUUAUUGUCUGCCUGAGAAAGAAUCAAUCACAAUAUCCGAUGACAUACUGGUCAAUGUGAUGAAGCAUGAAAUGGCUCAUAUACUGUAUGUUGACAUACGGACAAUUUUUUUUCGUUCAGCAUUUGGUUAG